Molecule: messenger RNA, 10893 nt
Organism: Mus musculus (house mouse)
Lineage: Eukaryota; Metazoa; Chordata; Mammalia; Rodentia; Muridae
Gene: Smg7
Product: SMG7 nonsense mediated mRNA decay factor
Exons: 24
Coding region: 5038-8616 (1192 amino acids)
Cellular component (GO): nuclear speck; nucleolus; cytoplasm
Source: RefSeq, a predicted model, not a curated record
AUUAUUUAUUGGAGACAUAUGCCCUGAACAUAAAAAGGUUGCUAUGAUCAUUAUUUUAUUUAGAAUGAAAUUACAUUUUGGUAAAAAUAUAACAUGAAUUUCAGGAAAAAAAAUCCACUGAAUAUUUAGCAUACUGCUUGAAAUAUAAAUAGAGCAAUAAGACAAGAGAAAGAUAAAAAAGAGUUAUAUGUAAACAAAAAAGAAAAAUCAAAGUAUCUCUACUUGCAAAUGUCAUAAUACUGUACUUUAAAGAUUCUACAAGAAAACUCUUAGACCCUCUAUCCACUUUCAUCAAAACAGUAGAGCACAAAAUCUACACACAAACAUCACUAGCCAUUUAAAUAUAGCAAUAAUGAACUUUCUUAUAAAAAUUAGGAAAAAUUCCAUUUACAAUAAUUUUUAAAAUGCUGUGGAAUAAACUCAACCAAGGAAAUGCAAGACCUCUACAAUGAAAACUUUGAGAUGCGGCAGCAAGCCUUCCUCUGCUUGUGGGCUGACACAGGAGAGUCAAGAGGGACCAUCCUGCAGAUUCAACCUUCAGAGUCAAGUGCAAUCCAAACGAAACUGCAAUGACUCUCCUCACAAAAAAGCAGCAACAACAAAUUAAAAAGUACAUAUGGAUGGACAGAGAUCACAUAGUCUAACCAGUCCUAAGCAGAAAGAAUAAUGCCGGAAGUACCACAGUACUGGAUCUUCACAUUAUACUAAAGAGCCACAGAACAAAAAGUACGUGCCACUGGCAGAAGGAAACAAAGGAGACAUGUAAGCCAGCACACUAGAACUGGGGAUCCACAAGCAAAUCUAUAUAGCAAUAAGACUAUCAAAAUUAUACAUCAGGAAAAAGGGUGCUGGUCACCGUUUAUAGAAAAAUGAAGCUUGAUACAUAUUUCUUUAUUGUGCACACAAAAAAAAAUCAAACGUAAAAUGGACCAACAGCAUUAGAGGACCUGAAACUUUGAAACAACUAGAAUAAAACAGGAAAAACACCUCAAAGUGUAGGCAUGGGCAAGGGAUUUCUGAGAAGGACUCUACUAACACAGAGUAUAAUCCCCAUGGGUUAUGAGACUACACAAAACUAAAGACGUUUCUACCUCAAAGAAAACAGCCACUUGACUGAAGACAGAGCCUGCAGAAAGGAGGGGAAAACCUUUGCUAACUACACAUCAAAUGGGAACAAUAGAGCAGUGGCUCUCAACCUUCCUAAUGCUGCUGUCCCUUUAAUACAGUUCCUCAUGUUGUUGCUUCUUCAUAAGUGUAAUUUUGCUACUGUUAUGAAUGAUUAUGUAAAUACCUGACAUGCAGGAUGUCUGAUAUGUGACCCCUGUGAAAGGGGCAAGACCCACAGGUUGAAAACUGAUUUAGAAAAUGCACAGAAUCGCAAAAAGUAAACAGCAAAGACAAGUCAUCAGUGAACAGGCCAACGAGCGGGAGAAACGGGUCUCAGAAUAGGAAACAGACGUAAAGUGAGGUGGCAUACGGUAUCUUCAGCCAUCAGAGAAAUGCAAAUUAAAAGAAAGGCUGUUAAGAAAACCAAUCACAGCUGGGCAUGGUGGCACGUGCCUUUAAUCCCAGCACUUGGGAGGCAGAGGCAGGCAAAUUUCUGAGUUCGAGGACAGCCUGGGCUACACAGAAAAACCCUGUCUCAAAAAACCCCCAACCCCCCCCCCCCCAAAAAGAAAAGAAAACCAAUCACAGCAGACAGUGGGGGUGCAUGCCCUAAAUCCCAGCCCUUGGGAGGCCGAGACAGGCACUCUCUGUGAAUCCAUGGCCAGGUUGGUCAGAGAGACCAGGCCAACCAAUCCUACACUGAGAGAACCAGUCUGUAACAAACAAACAAACAAAACAGACAGAAAACUAAAACAACCAAACAAAAGGAAAGAAAAAGAAAGAAGAAAACAGACCUGCUGGUGAUGAUGUGGAGAGUAAAGGAAUUCUUAUGCUUUGUAGGUGGUAAUGUAAGCUGGCCCAGCUUCUCUGGAAGUCAGUGUCUAAGUCCCCCAAGAAACUAAAAAUAAAACUACCAUAAAAGUUAGCUCUGCCAUUCUUGGGAACAAAACUUAAAGUCAACACACCAGAGAUACUGGCACAUCCAUAUUUAUUGUUGCACUAGUCCUUAUAGCUAAGAAAUAGAACUAGUUUAUGUGUCCAUCAGCAGAUAAGAAAAUAUACAUAAUGGAUUUUUUUUCAAUCGCAAACCCCCUCGGAACCAGGUUUUUUUUUUUUUUUUUUUUUGAAAAAGCAAGGAACUGGAGAUCAAAUAUUAAGAAAAAGAAGCCAUACUGAAAAAGACAAAUAACAUUUUCUCUCAUACACAGCAUCUAGAUUAAAAAUGUGUAUGUGUCAUGAAAGUUCAAACAGGACCAUGAAAAGGGAAGAAAAGGUCUGUAGGGAGGGAAGCAGUGGAGAAUCUAAUGGAAAUUCACAGGACAAUGAAAGCAGAAUGGAUGACUAAGAGGGGGAGAGCACAAGGAAGAGAGGGAAGAAAGUAGUAUGGAGGAAAUCAAUGGGGAAGGUAGAUAAAAUAUUUGUGUGUGUAUGUGUGCCAUAAUGGAAUUCAUCACCCUGAAUACUAACUAAAAAAAAAGUAGAAUAUUUGAGUAUAUAUAGUAGUAACUUCCAUUCUUUGACUUCCAGAGUUGAGGUAGAAAGCUACACACCAGAGAUGUGAACAGUUUCUCACUAGGUGGCUCUCUUUCCCGUGAGUGGGCGGUGCGUUGGCGCUGGUGGAAGAUAGGGGCCAUUGUACUGCUGCAAUCGCCCAUACGUCAUAGCGCCUCACACUCGCGCUUGCUUGCAGCAUGAGGGGGCAUAGUUCACUUUCUAUUUCGUUAAUGACAUGCUGUCCUUGAGAAUGAUGUCCAAGUGGGCUGUACUUUCGUUUCCUGAGAACAGAAACACGUUCCAAAUAAACACUGUUCUAGGUUAAUAGGAGUUGGAUUCAGAGAAAGACCUGUAAAGCGAUUCUUUAGGCAGCAUGGAAAAACCGGAAGAUAUCAGGUACCCAAACCAAAACCAAGAUCCCAUUGAAAAUGCUGGUUUUAACUAUACAGUGAGGACUGCGUUCUUGGAUCUUAUUCUAAAACACUUUAGGAUAGCUGCUUAUAUAACUUUCAACAUCAAUUGAAAAUAAAACCUGUAAAAUAUCAAUAAUUACUUCAUUCCAUCAGAAUGACUUAUUCUACACGAUUCCACAUCAUCAGGAUCCAUUAUUUCUAUUUUAACCCUAAACCUGACACAAAAUGCUUAAAAUAUUCGUUCUCAAAAUGGAAAAUUAUUUUCUUAAACUCCCUCAUGCAGAUAAAUCUAGAUACUUUUUUUUUAUGGCAAGUUCUAAAACACUGCAGAUGUUUUUGAGGAGGGGGUCUUUGGAGAUCAACCUUCGAUGACGGAGCGUCUUUUCUCUCUGAGGGUACCUCUGGAAAGAACGUCAUCAGCCUUUCUGAUCGCUCUCCAUUCUAAAUGCCUAAGAACUGCGUGUUAGCCUCCUAGGCUGGGUUCGAGCUCUCACUAAGUCGCCUACGGGAGGUCUCGCCGGUGAUAUCGAGUAGGAAUUAGGCAAGGGUCGACCGGCUACAAAAAGUCGAACAUUCGCGAUCGCCGGAGCCGCAUCUCGGUUGUCAUGUGCCCGUCUCUUCCCUUAGGGACCCGCUUCUGGCGGGAUCCCGCUGCCCAGCCUCAAACAGUGGUGGGGAAGCCCCUUCCCUUUCCUCUGACUUCGCAGCAUCGCCCUCGCUUUCUCGUUCCCACCCACUCGCCGCCGGCCUUCAUAACCUGCCUUUUCUUCUCGGGCCCGGCCCUCUCCCUACCCGGCUCAGAUAGGCAACGAUGGAGGUGGUUUCCACCCUUGGGGGACUGGCAAUGCCUAAAAUGAAUGCUUCGGGGUCUCCCCCAAUUUUUGCUGGGAGAGUAAGGGAGGAAGAAAUGGACUUUCCUACUCGGAUAACCAUUUCGACUUCUGGCUUUUAAAAAGGCAGGGAAUCCAAGUGGGGAAUCCUGGGCAGUUUCCAGGGAACCCGUUUCUCUACGGGAGGGUCACCCUGUCUACACACGGCAGUUACUAUGACAAUACAACCACAGCCUCCAGUUUCCAUGGCAGCGGCCUGCCCAAUCGGAUUGGUUUUCCUUUCUAUUUCUCCCUGGGCUCCGCCCUAUUCCCCCCCCCCCCCCCAACCUUCUCCCAGAGUGCCCGGGGAGGGGCGGCUGAAACGGGGGAGGCCUCUGCGUCACUCUCCGGCGCGCGAGGGGACGACCGGAGUCGAGGAAUUGGCGGGCGGAACUGUAGGAGGAAGGGGUGGCGUUUCCGGCGGGGAAAGUGGAGGAGUGGGAAAAAAAAAAAAAAGAAAGAAGGAAGGAAGUGAGAAGUGGGCGGGUGGCCGGGCGGAAGGCUUUGAGUGUGACUCCGGGCUGCUCUGGGCUCGAUGUCCGCGGUGAGCCGGGGGCCGCCCCCGCGCCCGGGAGGAACAGGACGGAGCCUUAGGAGGCCGCCGGGCACCAGCACCGGAUCGUUCGGCCGGCGCGCGGGCACCGCACCGCUCGCCGAUCCCAAGAGGGAGCGCUACAGAGCGGCGGAAAGCACCCAGAGGGACCGGCGCUGCUGAAGUCUCGCGAGAGCGAACCCGACUUCCUUCCUCUGCUUCUCCCCUCCUCUUUCCCCGCCCCUUUCCCCUUCUUUUUCCCCCCCCCCUCCGGAGCCGGAGCGUCCCUGCGCCCCACAGGCCAGAGCCGCAGCCGCUGCCGGAGCCGCUCCCCCCAACUCCCUCCCCCUCGCCUCACUCACUCUCCCCCCCCCCCACCCCGCGCCAAGCGAGGAGGAGUCGGAGGAGAGGAAGAUGGCGGCGACCGCCAGCACCCGCGGGGCCGCGGGGCCGCUCCGAGGAGCCUGAGAGACCCACGGAGGCUUCGCGGCGAGACGCGGCGGCGGAGGAUGAGCCUGCAGAGCGCGCAGUAUCUCCGAGUGUCUUAGACCAUUCUACCUUGUGAAAACUUGGAUGUUCUUACAGAUAGUCAUUGUGGGAGAACGUUUCAUUUAAGUCCCAGAUGAGGACCGAAAACUUGAAAUCAGAGGAGCAUCUGAAAUCAAGUAAUAUUAGGCAGGCAGAAGUCCUGAAGGCUGAAAUGACAGAUUCUAAGCUGGGUCCGGCUGAGGUCUGGACAUCCAGGCAAGCUCUGCAGGACUUGUACCAGAAAAUGCUAGUUACUGAUCUGGAAUACGCUUUAGACAAGAAAGUAGAACAGGAUCUCUGGAAUCAUGCCUUUAAGAAUCAGAUCACAACACUGCAAGGCCAAGCCAAGAAUCGAGCAAACCCAAAUCGAAGUGAAGUCCAGGCAAACCUUUCUCUGUUCCUAGAGGCAGCUAGCGGCUUCUAUACUCAGUUAUUACAGGAACUGUGUACGGUGUUUAAUGUAGAUUUGCCAUGCCGUGUGAAGUCUUCCCAGUUGGGAAUUAUUAGCAAUAAACAGACGCACAGCAGCACCAUAGUGAAGCCACAGUCUAGCUCCUGCUCCUACAUUUGCCAACACUGCCUCGUCCACCUUGGAGACAUUGCUCGAUACAGAAAUCAGACUAGCCAGGCAGAGUCCUACUAUAGGCAUGCAGCUCAGCUUGUCCCCUCCAAUGGUCAGCCUUACAAUCAGUUGGCUAUCUUAGCUUCUUCCAAAGGAGACCACCUGACCACAAUUUUCUACUACUGCAGAAGCAUUGCUGUGAAAUUCCCUUUCCCAGCUGCCUCCACUAAUCUACAAAAAGCACUUUCUAAAGCACUGGAAAGCCGGGAUGAGUUGAAAACCAAGUGGGGUGUUUCUGACUUCAUCAAGGCCUUUAUUAAAUUCCACGGUCAUGUAUACCUGAGUAAGAGUUUGGAAAAGCUGAGCCCUCUUCGAGAGAAGUUGGAAGAACAGUUUAAGAGACUGCUGUUCCAAAAGGCUUUCAACUCUCAACAGUUAGUUCAUGUCACUGUCAUUAACCUGUUUCAACUUCAUCAUCUUCGUGACUUUAGCAAUGAAACAGAGCAACACAGUUACAGCCAAGAUGAACAGCUGUGUUGGACACAGUUGCUGGCCCUCUUUAUGUCUUUUCUCGGCAUCCUGUGCAAAUGUCCUCUCCAGAAUGAUUCUCAGGAGUCCAACAAUGCCUACCCCCUUCCUGCAGUCAAGGUCUCCAUGGACUGGCUAAGACUCCGACCUAGAGUCUUUCAAGAAGCAGUGGUGGAUGAAAGACAGUACAUUUGGCCCUGGCUAAUUUCUCUUCUAAAUAGUUUCCAUCCCCGUGAAGAUGAUCUCUCAAAUACUAAUGCCACACCACUUCCAGAGGAGUUUGAAUUACAAGGAUUCUUGGCUUUAAGACCUUCUUUCAGGAACUUGGAUUUUUCCAAAGGCCAUCAGGGUAUUACAGGAGACAAAGAGGGUCAACAACGACGAAUACGACAGCAGCGUUUGAUCUCCAUAGGGAAAUGGAUUGCUGAUAACCAGCCACGGCUGAUUCAGUGUGAAAAUGAGGUAGGGAAAUUGUUAUUUAUCACAGAAAUCCCAGAAUUAAUACUAGAAGACCCCAGUGAAGCCAAAGAGAACCUCAUCCUACAAGAAACAUCUGUGGUAGAGUCACUGGCUACGGAUGGGAGCCCAGGACUGAAAUCAGUGCUGUCUACAGGCCGAAAUCCAAGCAACAGCUGUGACUCAGGAGAGAAACCAGUGGUCACCUUUAAAGAGAACAUUAAGCCACGAGAAGUGAACCAAGGAAGAAGCUUUCCUCCCAAAGAGGUGAGAAGGGACUGUAGCAAAGGCGUAACUGUAACUCAGGAGGACGGACAGAAGGACAGCAGCAAGAGGAGAGCUGAGACCAAGAGAUGCACCUUAGGAAAGUUGCAGGAAACAGGAAAGCAGAGUGUGGCAGUGCAGGUAAAAUCCCAGACAGAACUAAGAAAGACUCCAGUGUCUGAAGCCAGGAAAACGCCUGUCACUCAAACUCCAAGUCAAACGAGUAAUUCUCAGUUCAUCCCCAUCCAUCACCCUGGAGCCUUCCCUCCUCUUCCCAGCCGACCAGGAUUCCCGCCCCCAACAUAUGUUAUCCCCCCUCCUGUGGCAUUUUCUAUGGGCUCAGGUUACACCUUCCCAGCUGGUGUUUCUGUCCCAGGAACCUUUCUUCAGUCUACAGCUCACUCUCCAGCAGGAAACCAGGUGCAAGCUGGGAAACAGUCCCACAUUCCUUACAGCCAGCAACGGCCCUCUGGACCAGGGCCAAUGAACCAGGGACCUCAACAGUCACAGCCACCUUCCCAGCCACCCCUUACAUCUUUACCAGCUCAGCCAACAGCACAGUCUACAAGCCAAUUGCAGGUUCAAGCUCUAGCUCAGCAACAGCAAUCCCCUACAAAAGUCAUACCAGCUUUGGGGAAAAGCCCGCCUCACCACUCUGGAUUCCAGCAGUAUCAACAGGCAGAUGCCUCCAAACAGCUGUGGAAUCCCCCUCAGGUUCAAAGCCCACUAGGGAAAAUUAUGCCUGUGAAACAGUCCUACUACCUUCAGACCCAAGACCCUAUAAAACUGUUUGAGCCGUCAUUGCAACCUCCUGUAAUACAGCAGCAGCCUCUAGAGAAAAAAAUGAAGCCUUUCCCCAUGGAGCCAUAUAACCAUAAUCCCUCAGAAGUCAAGGUCCCAGAGUUCUACUGGGAUUCUUCCUACAGCAUGGCCGAUAACAGAGCAGUAAUGGCUCAGCAACCAAAUAUGGACCGCAGGAGCAAACGGUCACCUGGAGUCUUCCGUCCAGAACAGGAUCCUGUGCCCAGGAUGCCAUUUGAGGACCCCAAGAGCUCCCCUCUGCUUCCUCCGGACCUGUUAAAGAGUCUGGCUGCCUUGGAGGAAGAGGAAGAGCUGAUCUUUUCUAACCCUCCUGAUCUUUACCCAGCUCUGCUGGGUCCUCUCGCCUCUCUUCCUGGACGAAGCCUCUUUAAAUCCUUAUUGGAGAAGCCUUCUGAGCUCAUGUCACAUUCAUCUUCUUUCCUGUCCCUCACGGGGUUCUCUGUCAAUCAGGAAAGAUAUCCAAACAGCAGUAUGUUCAAUGAAGUGUAUGGAAAAAACCUGACAACCAGCUCCAAGGCAGAACUGAACCCCUCAGUCGCCUCCCAGGAAACAUCACUGUACUCCCUUUUUGAAGGGACCCCAUGGUCUCCAUCACUUCCUGCCAGUUCAGAUCAUUCGACACCAGCCAGCCAGUCUCCUCAUUCCUCUAACCCAAGCAGCCUGCCCAGUUCUCCUCCAACGCAUAACCAUAAUUCUGCUCCAUUCUCUAAUUUUGGACCCAUUGGGACUCCAGAUAACAGGGAUAGGCGGCCUGCAGAUAGGUGGAAAACUGAUAAACCAGCCAUGGGUGGUUUUGGUGUUGAUUAUCUCUCAGCAACGUCAUCAUCUGAGAGCAGUUGGCAUCAGGCUAGCACUCCGAGUGGCACCUGGACAGGCCACGGCCCCUCCAUGGAGGAUUCCUCUGCUGUCCUCAUGGAAAGCCUAAAGUCUAUCUGGUCCAGUUCCAUGAUGCAUCCUGGGCCCUCCGCUCUGGAGCAGUUGUUAAUGCAGCAGAAGCAGAAACAGCAGCGGGGACAAGGUGCCAUGAACCCUCCACACUGAGGCCACAGGAGCAACCCAGGGAAUGAAGGCUCCAUAAACCAUGGCAUGUUGGGUUUGCAGGACUGACCCACACAGUCUCUGCAGGUGGCAGCUCUCUUGUCUGUUUCUUGCUGUCGAGAGGGUGUAAGUGUUCCACCAGCCCGCUGAGUGUGCACGAAAUGUUCGCAGUGCAACAAAAAGAAAAAACCAUCAGGAACUCUCGUUCCCCCGGGGCUUUCCGGAGGGAGAGAGGAGCUGCUGUUUGUCCCACUCGGUUACUGAUAGCACGCCUCUCACCUUCUCCACCGCGCAUGUCCCCAACACGUGGGAAGUGGAAGCUGAGAAGGGAAGGCAGAUGGGAGAAACCAAUAGGAACUUCUCAGUCCUUUUUUCCUCUUUGGGGAAUAAAAUAGGAAUCCAUUAUGAGUGCUUUGCUGACUGAGAAUGUAGUUGAAAUUAUUCUUAAACAUCUUUUAUUAUUACUCUCAGUAGCAAAAUAUCACACUGAAUUCUUCCAUACACAGGCGUAUUUCUAGUCAGUGUGGAGCAAAGACAGUCCCGUUUGCUGCUCCUGUGAGAGGUCAGUGGUGACAGGACAGGGAACUGACCUCUUAAGCCAGUGGGAGUGUUUCAUAGGGAGGGUACAAGGCCUCUUAGAAGGUUCUGGGAGAGGCCUUCCUCCAGCCUGGAAACUCCAGCAGGAAAUGCCCUUCACUCUGUAGGUGCUCGAGCCCCAAUAGAGGAUGCAGUGUGGGUAGUGCUGCUGGCCUAGACCAGCAGAUGGCUGCUGUACGAUUUCAAAUUCAUGUGGUGGAUUCCUACACUUUACAGUAGCGUAGCAAGCAGUCUCAGAAGGCAGGCUAGUUCAUUCACGGCCUGGAACCCAUUUUAAUAGGUGGAUGCUUUCAGUGUGGUUCUUUUUGUUGAGUUGGUUUUUGUGUCCCCAUCCUGCUUCCCAGCCUCUUGCAUCAGUCUCCACCCUUUAGCCAUAUGCUGUACCGUAGUCAUUGUUUUCUUCCUACCGUGUACAACAUCUCACCACGAAACAGCAGCAUGGGGCCAGCACUUGGGGCCCAAAAGCCUGAAGUCUGAAGAGGAAGGAAGCGGCAGUGCAAGCGUCACUGCAGAGGAGCCGGGCUAUGCCCAGUCACAGCUCCUGGCCUUCACCUCGAGGAUGAAGUUGAAGGCCACAGAGACAGAUGCACACUGUGCACAGAAGAAAACACAGCAGAUGCCACUUUGGAGAGGGCAAGAGAAAGGAAUAAACUCUAUUUGAUAAUUUAUAUUAGGAGGAAAGAGGACUGAAGAUGUUCUGUGUAGGAACAGAAGAACGGACAGCAUUUCUGUUAGUCAUUUCCUGGAAAAGUAAUAUUUUAAUGGGAAAUUAUGGAAACAAUCUAAAUGUCCAAUUGCUGUGCUAGGGUAGGGAUUAUUUUCUGGGAGGUGUGUGUGUGUGUGCGCGCGUGUGUGUCCCACACAUGGCUUUCUACUCUCCCAGAGGGCAAGGGCUAAGUGUGGGAAAUAGUGUGGAGCUUAGCUGAAGGACAGCUGUAGAGCAAAGCACAUCCAGGAGCCCCAGGUGUCACUGGGGUCUGGGCAGCCCCGAAAUGAGAUGGGGUAAGGUAUUGCUCAUUGCUCUUCAGAAAGAGUGCUUGAAGCCCCAGGCUUACUCUAUUGCUCUUUUAGUUUGACAUGGUAUUUGGAUUUUUUUUCUUUUUUCUUUUUUUUUUUGUUUUUUUGUUUUUUUGUUUUGUUUUUUGGGUUUUGGUUUUUGUUUUGUUUUGUUUUUGAAAGGUCUGAAAGUGAAACCCUUCACUAAAUGGCAAAAGAAACUGUCUGUGCUGCUCCAGUCCCUCCCUGUGUCCAUCUUUGUCCUCUCCCUGUCCCUUCCCUGCUACCUUCACCCAGUUUGUGUAUGUAAGCUCUGCAUUCAGACAGCUGCAGCAUUCCGAGGUUGGAAAUGUCACUGAUUCUUGCACCUUAGACCAGCCAACAGGUUUACCAGUUCCCUCCCUGCAGUACCCACUUCCCAGCUAUAGCCCCAGUCUGCAUGAGAAUUUGGUGUUUGGAAUGUUUAUGACUCUCUCGGCGGGGUUCCUCGCCUUGCCAUCCUCACUGUGGGGUAAUGAAGAAGGGGAGGAGAAUCUUCAUCAACUGGUUUUGUGUAAUAAACUUUCGUGUUUUGUUUUGAUUUGAUUUGAUUUGGGGUUGUUUUUCCCCCCUGUCUGUCUGUCUGUGCAAGAUCUGCAGCUGCUGAAAUCAGCUUUGCCUUUAAUUAAACCGUGUUCUCUCCAAGCA